Manis javanica (Malayan pangolin) is the source of this 1455-nucleotide messenger RNA. RefSeq names its product ubiquinol-cytochrome c reductase complex assembly factor 6 (gene UQCC6). Gene Ontology annotation, biological process: mitochondrial respiratory chain complex III assembly. The record is from RefSeq and is a predicted model, not a curated record. Lineage: Eukaryota; Metazoa; Chordata; Mammalia; Pholidota; Manidae. Gene Ontology annotation, cellular component: mitochondrion.
UGCCCAAAGUCCCAUUUCCGCUUGGGUCACGUGCCUCCGCCGGCGCCUGCGGUGCCCCCGCUUUCCCGUCCGGCGCAGCCCCCAGCCCCGGCACUUUCGGUUCCACCUGCUGGCCGCCCGCUCCAGAGGCUGAGGGCACUUCCGAGGGCCUGAGCCCACCGACCAUGCCCGCGGGCGUGUCCUGGGCCACCUACCUGAAAAUGUUCUCUGCCAGCCUCCUGGCCAUGUGCGCCGGGGCCCAAGUGGUGCAUAGGUACUACCGGCCGGACCUGACAAUACCUGAAAUUCCACCAAAGCCUGGAGAACUCAAAACGGAGCUUUUGGGAUUGAAAGAGAGACAACAUGAGCCUCAAAUUUCUCAGCAGUAGAAGCCUGAAAAUACAGUUCUGCCACAAACUCUAGGAGAACACCGUGUGACAACAGAAGCAAAGACUGGAGUGAUCCAGCUACAAGCUAGGGAAUACCAAGCACUGAGGGCCACCCACCAGAGGCCAGGAGGAGGCAAGAUUCUAUGCAGAAUAUCUGGCCAUGGCCCUGCCGACUGCUGGAUUUUGGACUUCUGGCCUCCAGAACUGUGAGAGAAUAAAUUUCUGUUUUUAAGUCACUUACUUAGUGGCACUUUAUUAUGGCAGAGCCCUAGGUAACUAACAUAAACAUUUUGCACUUUUCUGAGUCUAUAAAUAUACAACGUAAGUAAUUUAUAGAGCUGCUGGCUUUCUAUUCAGGGCUAUUUUUCCAGAAGUUUUUCAGAAUUCUGCUUUCUUAUACAGUAUCUAGGCUUACCUGCCAGUCAACAAAUUGCUAGAUGACACAGAUCUUUGGGGUCAAUGUUAAGUCCCUAACUGCAAAUGCUUUUUUAAAACUCUCCAUAGUAAAUAUGCUUUUCAGUUUAACAAUAUAAAGCAACUAAAUGAAAUAGCUUAUUUCCAGUCUUAUAUACAAAGCUCUUUCUGUCAAAGGUUUCAGGAAGGUACUUGAUUUAGUAUAAAUCAACAAUAGAAUCAUUUUAGACUCCGAACUAGUUUCAGUAAUUGAAUUUGCUAGGUGAAGUUUUUCUCAUUGUCAACUAACAUUUUCAAAUUUAGUUCUUCACUAAGUUUAGAUUAUGAACACCAAAUUGGUAAGCUUUGAUUGUAGACAAGUGAGGAGCCUCCUUCAUCACUUUGCAGAAUAUAGGGCUGAGGACAUUGCUCACCUUUUGCAUGUGCAAAGUUCCUGCCCCUUGCACAUGAGGGGAGGCCCCUCAUGCCAUGGAUAAAUGCAGUGGGCCAUACUUUAACCCCCACCCCCACCCCAGCUUCCUUUUACAGGUACAGAUUGACUGGUUUCAGCUUGUAAGAAAGCAGUUGUAAUUUGAGCCUGACUGCUAUGGGAUAACCCUCCUAUGGCUUCAUGAAGGUGAAAAAUUGUAUAGCUAUUAAAAAGUUACUGAAAAUAAAAACAUCAUGCCAUUAA